Messenger RNA from Neoarthrinium moseri, 462 nucleotides. RefSeq lists its product as uncharacterized. The transcript has a single exon. NCBI's taxonomy places the organism in Eukaryota, Fungi, Ascomycota, Sordariomycetes, Amphisphaeriales, Apiosporaceae. The coding region runs from base 1 to 462 and encodes 153 amino acids. The record is from RefSeq and is a predicted model, not a curated record.
AUGCGCCCCUUUGCUGCUGCUGGCUCAGGCACCGCCCUCAGGACUUCUGCUUUUCGGGCCCUCUCCGCUCCCUCCGGCUCCCCUUCCCACUUCACCCCGUCGGGCCUCGCCCGCUGCUCCGCCGCCAUGUCGUCUGCCGCCUCCCCAUCCCACACUCCGAUGGAGGACGCAAUCCGGGCUAAGCUCGGCGCUGCCCUCUCCCCCACGCACCUCGAGAUCUACAAUGACUCGCAUCUGCACUCCCACCACAAGGCCAUGCAGGGCUCAACGUCCAAGGAGACCCAUUUCCGCCUCGAGAUCACCUCCGACGCCUUCAAGUCCAAGAUGCAGCCUGCCAGACACCGCAUGGUCUACGCCCUGCUCAAGGACGAAAUGGCCGUGGAGGGUGGCAUCCAUGCCCUGCAGCUGAAGACGCGGACGCCUGAGGAGGAGGAGCGCGCGAGGCAGAAGGAGUCAAGCUAA